CCACCCAAUCCCUCAUUACUCAGCCAUCCCCCGCAUCACCACCUCCCAAACCACCCACAUACCACAUAUAUCAAAACGUAAUCAUUCGUAAGCUCAUUAGAGAGCGUAAAAUGACCGAUAGCGUGUAACGUAACGAUUCCCAUACGCGUCGUUCGAAAGAAAAGUACGUACACACCAAAAGUGGGACAGAGAAGUUUUGCACGUGUAUUCGAAGGUGUAUCCCGUGGAAGGCACGCACGAGUAGGGGAAUAAAGAAGAAGAAGAAGUAGGGGGCAGAGUGAGAGUAGCCGCGGGAGGCAGGUAAGAAGGAAUUCUCACACCAGUGUCUGAAAAGGAAUUGCACCAGGUGAAACACGGGAACAACAGAGAGAAGGAUAGAAAAGGGGGGUGUCGGUCGGUAGAAGGGGAGCAUAGGUAAAAGAAGGAGUAGGAAGGAGAGAGAGACUUCUGUCGGUAGUGGAUGGGCAUUCGAGGUUUGGGCCUGCACGCGUUCCACGGCUAACCAGCGAUUCACAGAAGACCGGCUACCUUCGGUGGAACCGGUUGCUUGUGGUCGAUAACCUGACUUCUACGUGUACAACAGUAUCAUCGUACACCGAACCGUGUCACCUGAAUGGCCGACCUCUCGCCGAGUCCAAAUCUUCCGUGUUCGUUUGCGUAGUUCGAUUGAAACCACGGGGUUUAGUGAUCGAGAGUGAACACUGCAAGAAAGUUCUUGAAUUCUGGCCGCGGAAAGAUGAGCGGCCCUAGCGUGGACGUCGUCUGGGACCCACAGACGCAGAUGAAUUCUUUGGAUUGUUGGGAUUACUCCAUUGAACUCUCGUGUCUUCAAGGACCUGAAGAUUUACAAUUGGCGGCAGAACUCGGUAAAACACUCUUGGAGCGAAAUAAAGAAUUAGAGAACAUCGUCAAAGCACAACAAACCACGAUCGAGGAGCAAGCACAAGAAAUAGAGUAUAUGAAAAAGCAAAUAGCUGCCUUGAGGGAAGUAAACGAUUCGCGGCUGAAGAUCUACGAACAACUUGAAGUUAGCAUCCAGAACUUGGAACGCGCCAAUCACCGUUUAGUAAUAGAAAAGACGAGCGACAAGAAGCUUAUUAAAAGUCAGUGUUUGACGAUCGAAAAUUUGGAAGCACGUUGCGAAGAAUUCCAGAAGAAAAUCGACGAGAUAAACGAGAAACAUGAAAGUCUACUCCGGCAGCAAAGUGCGGGGCAAUCGACGAACACCGCACAAACACAAACCGCUCUGUGGAAAGCAUCGGUCACGCCGGGUGGCAGCAUACAACAGAGCGCUGCCCCAUCUAGCCAAAAACCUUUCCAAGAUGCAAUCACAGACUCAAGUAUACGACAAUCGAUAACAGGAGGGACAAGUGAGGAAGAAUUAACAGAAUUGUUAAGGCAAUUACAAGAAGCUCGAAACCAAAUAGCCAGGGAACAGAAGAAAAACACAGAACUUAAACAGCAGGUGGCGUUCCUGACACAAGGAUACAGUGCCUUAGAGGAACAAUUAAAUGGUUUGCGCUGUACAGAGCAAGAUGUGAAAAAUCUUCAAGAAGAAAUAAACAUGCUCGAAGAAGUAAGACGGGGUCAACUAUGCGGUCGAUGUUUGCGAGGAAUGGACUCCAAAGCACACGAUGAACUCUCUAUAAUGUUGAACCAAGAAGAGUACGAUGACAUUAGCAUAGCAGAGUCGCUAAUCAAUGAGAGCCAACGGGAACCAGAGCCAAUCAUACAGGAUCUGAACGAGAAAGAGGUACCAGCGAACGACCUAAGCAAUCCGUACCGAGUUCUAGUGGAAAAGUACCAAGCCCUGCUGGAGGUACAAAGGCGUUCCGCACCCCGUCGCAAGGACAACUUGCCUACACCAUGCAUGUCAUUGCAAGAGGAGCUCGAGAUGUCCGGCGAGUUCAACAGCUUCCAAAACUCCACAUCGGAGACAGAAUUACAACAAGAGUCGACGAAAUCCACAGUCGCGAACGGCACUCGCACCAAAGCUGAAGGAUGCGGUAAGAAACCGUUUUCCGCUACCCCGACAGAUUUCUCCGAGGCGGAGACGUUGUCUUCUGGUUUCUCUGACGAAACGAGCAACAAAGCGACGCAGACCGACGGAAGACCUGGUUCGUUGCUGUGCUCCCUGGCCGACGGCGAAGACUGCAAGUUCAGCAUUUAUGACGACAACAGCCCGUUUGAAAGCAGGUUCCGAAAGACGCCCGAGUACAGGCAGAUAUUCAGCGAAAUAUUCAGCGUUGUGAAGAGGGCGGCGGAGGCGAAAGACGUGGGUGAAAAAUUGCCGCUGUUGAACGACUCGACGAGCACGAUCGUACCUCAGACACAGUCGGUGUUGGAGGAUGUUCCUAGCGAUACCACGGACGACAAUCAGAGCAUCGUCUCUUCGGCUUUGUCGUCCACCGUGUCUGAGCCGUUGUACAGAGUACAAACACCAGUUUCGAACGGUACCAGUGAACAGACACAGAGCAACGAGGCGACCACUACUGUAAAUACCAAGAACGAGAAGACGGCAGGACAACGGAAUGGCUGUCGUCUGGACUACCUGACGGUUAACGUGCACGUUAAGAAACAGGCGAAGAAACAUUCCACCAGAAAAUUGACACACGAUAAGUCGAUUGCGCUCGACGUCAUACCCACGACCAACCCGAAAUUCGUUCAUCCGAAAAUGAGCAACAGCGGGAAGAAGAAGUUCCGGCCAUUCACUGUUUAUGACCAAAAUGGCGGCACGUGCAACGGGUACAGUUACGCGACCAGAACGAAAGAAACGCAGAAUACGGGCAAACAAGCUAACAAUACGUGCGCGCGCAAUGAACAACAUAAUAAUUCUUUCGAGUACAGGAACUACAAACCGAGCACCGCGUCGGAAGAGGUUGCCCGGCUGAAGAGGCUAGAAAUGUCGUACGCUGAAGUUCUUCGGUUGCCAAACAAAGCUAAGAUGAGCAAUCAUAGAAGUUAAGAAACGCGACGAGAAAAGUGACUUUCAUACGUAACGUAUAGUCAAGAAGUCAAGAAAUUUCGAACUCGAUGUCGCUUGACCGUGUGUUAGGUGUAGAGGUUCGAGAUUUCUUGAUUUUAAGUGAACACUUAGGCAGAAACAUGAUUAAAUUAUUUCGGAUGGUUCAGUAUUGAUAAUCAGCGUUAAUUAAAAAUACUUUGUAAAUUGCGUAUAGUGUCUACUAGGUACUCAACUACGGUGACCGCUGGAUAAGUAGACGCUUUGUAAGAUCCGACUUUAGUGCUCGUAGCGCCGCUGCUUGUCGAGCGGCCAUUGUAUUAGAAAUUAAUUUUAUUAUUAUUACGCGUACUAGGUAGUCAACUAUUAGACAUUAAUUUUUUUAUUGUAUUUUAUAUGUUAAUUGUAUAUCUUUUUUUUCAUGUGGAUGUGCGUGGGUAACAAAGGUACACAACGUUAAUAUAUAUAUAUAUAUUGUUGGCGAUAUCUAUACGAGAUUAAUGAGAAAGACAAAUUCGAGUCGUAUCUCGGACAUUUGAUUUCUCUUUAGAAGUUGUAGUUGUGAUGAAGGAAUAAAGUUAUUUAUGUGCCAUUUA
Messenger RNA from Megachile rotundata (alfalfa leafcutting bee), 3558 nucleotides. RefSeq names its product cerebellar degeneration-related protein 2-like (gene centrocortin). Lineage: Eukaryota; Metazoa; Arthropoda; Insecta; Hymenoptera; Megachilidae. The record is from RefSeq and is a predicted model, not a curated record.